UUAGGACUCUGGGCAGUGAUUAACCUUAGAAUCAUUGUCUGCCAUUGCAGUCUCUGGUGCAAGACGGCACAUCGUCAAGGAAACCUAUGCUCCAGCCAACGGACAACGAAGGCCCGUCGCGGCGGAGAGAGCAGCUAAUUGUGGCAGCCGCCGUGUUUGUGUCCGUGUUGCUGGCGUGCGUCAUCGCUGUCCUGUUCUUCUUCACUGAACGGGUGAAGACGGUCGGAUACUGCGUCACGGACGCGUGUAUCGAUCACGCCAAUAGACUUUUGGCCACGAUAAACACUAGCCACGAUCCAUGCGACAAUUUCUACGCGUUCGUCUGCAGUGGCUGGCAAAAAGGUUCUCCCGCGCUUUCUGUUCAAGACAAACUCAAUGAAGACGCUGUGAAAGACGAGAUCAAAGAGCUUGAGGCCGACAUUUGGCGCGUUGGGAGAGCAAGCAGGUUAUACAGCAAGUGCGUGUAUCCAGAAGAAAGCGAUAUCAAUGUCAACAUUUUUUGGCUCAACAACUUCAUGGACACCGUCAACCUGGAUUGGCCCUCUAAAAAACCAAACCUUUCAGAAGCACGGCCGUUAGACGUCAUGCUCAACAUGUCAGCAAAAUACGACCUGAACUUUCUGUUCAGGUUAGAGAUCGCUACCAAUCAAUCCACGGGUAACGUGUUGGUGUUCUGCAGGCGUUACAAUGGCGUAGUCUGGAAUGAUCGUCUUCAAAGACCACUGAGUUUGGUGGACUACGCAAGGGUUGCCAAACAACAACUCGCGGAAUUGCGUCGAGAAGAAUACGUCGAAUACGAGCCCUCACUGCUGCAGCGGAUAGAGAAGUCAUUUACUGAAGCAAACGUGUAUGAAACUCGCAGCGAGCAGUCGUGGUUUGUCAUUAGCGAACUCGAUGCUAGAACAGGUAACAUAGAGCCUGGCAGGUGGUUAAAGGGCCUUAACAGCGCAUACAGCAGCCUGAAGCUCUCUUGGGCUUUCGAUAACUUUGUAGUACUUGAAGACGCCGAGAUCUUGAACAGAAUCGACGCACUAUUUCGCGACUACACCGAAGUAGAGCUUUUGAUCGGCAUUGCCUGGAUGUUCAUCCAGUCCCACCUUUGGGUGGCUGCCGGAAAGCCAGGAUUCAUGUUAUAUGACAACACUGAAGAGAAGAAGCAGCGUGCGUGCUUGGAGUACGUGGAUUCUCGUUUCGGCCCUCUCUCCUCCAGUGAGCAUAUAACGCGGCUCUAUCCUACGCACGAAGCACGCCUUGGCGUCUCAAGCUUCCUACAAAGUCUCAAAGCCGAAUUCAAUCAGGUUAUGAAAAGGACCCCUUGGGUCGACCGCGAGAUUCGGGAAACGGCGACGCGCAAGGUCAACACAAUGGAUCUGAACAUCCUGCCCGCCGAACAGUUUUUUGUACCUCUACAACGCGCAGCACUUUAUGGGCAAUUUCCUGCCAUCAACAAUACGGCAUUUAUGGAGAGCUGGUUGUCUUCUUCGGCAGUGUAUCAAACCCUACAAGUGCACCAGAGCUUCCAUGAUGUUUUCAAAAAGAAGCGCACCUUUCGUCACCAAGCAUACACGUACGCGUACCUACUGAAUGUCGUUGACGGCGCCUUAGGAGGAUUGGAGCCACCGCUUUUCUACCCUACAGGAACGUUCGCAAUGAACUACGCCUCCGCGGGGACCCUACUUGCGAAAGAGAUCAUCAGAAGCAUUGACCCGGCAGGCACGACUGUGAAUGACCGUGGCGAGAGUAUCCAUUGGUGGGGAAAGUCCGAAUCAGCCGAGUACAAUCGCCGCCUUAACUGCGACCUCAGGAUAGCUGCAGGACAAAAAGCGGUCAGUGUUAUCCCUGCGAUACCGGCGCUCGAACUGUCUUACGCGGCCUACAAGAAGGCCGUCGAGCACGAGACUAGCACGAUCGGCGGCGUGGAGGACCUAAGAAUUCGGGGCCUGGAGAACUUUGUCGACGACCAGAUAUUCUUUAUGAGUCACUGCUACGUGCUAUGUGGCAAGAAAGGCGAUAUUGGCGCACAACAAGAAUGCAACGUGCCUCUGAAGCACUCUCUUCACUUUGCUAAAGCCUUCAGCUGCGCUGUAGGGUCGCCCAUGAAUGUGGCAUCAAAGUGUUCAUUCUUUGAGCAAUAAGAAGGUUUGCUAUCUUAGAAUGUAAGUGCAGCGCUUUAAAAAAAUCAAGCUGCAUGCUUCAUGUAAAGUUCGCAUACCCAAAAAUGACAGUGUUUUCCUUUUUUAUGUAGUUGUAAAUUUAUGUGCCUAGUGCUGUAUUCCUACGUUUGUUGAAGCCACAUUCUCUCGUGUGUUUACAUUACUUCAGUAAAUACGCGGACCUAUCACUUAUAGGGCUCUCUUUUUGUCUUGAAUCUGUGACAUUCUGCGAAAUUCCAGGAAGCCAUGACAGCAACGCUACACACGCGUGAUCUCUUCCUUAAAUCAGUCGCUGCAAGCCCGACGCGUACUGCGUUUGGUUUACUUUCGUGAUGCAUGUCGCUACAAACCGGCAAGAUACAUUUUCCAGUACAUGAAAGAUAUUCCACAACAAACCCGACUACGAGGACAUCUCAUAUAUAGGGUGAGCACACUAAGAGCGAAACCGUCUGUGCAGAUAAAAACAAAUGUUUGCAACCACAGCGCAAUUGAACGGUUUCGUGGGCUUUUUGUGUGUGCUUUUAAGUGUGCUGUGCCAAUCUGUUGACAUUGCUACCAUAAACAAAUUUGUAAUUAGUAAUACUUUCUCUGCUAAUAAAAACGAUUGUGCAGCCUUC
Dermacentor andersoni is the source of this 2770-nucleotide messenger RNA. Its product is annotated as neprilysin-2-like. The record is from RefSeq and is a predicted model, not a curated record. Gene Ontology annotation, biological process: protein processing. NCBI's taxonomy places the organism in Eukaryota, Metazoa, Arthropoda, Arachnida, Ixodida, Ixodidae. Gene Ontology annotation, cellular component: plasma membrane. Gene Ontology annotation, molecular function: metalloendopeptidase activity.